This is a messenger RNA of Pangasianodon hypophthalmus (striped catfish), 8182 nucleotides long. RefSeq lists its product as uncharacterized. The record is from RefSeq and is a predicted model, not a curated record. Gene Ontology annotation, molecular function: calcium ion binding. The transcript is spliced from 10 exons. Lineage: Eukaryota; Metazoa; Chordata; Actinopteri; Siluriformes; Pangasiidae. The coding region runs from base 2386 to 5235 and encodes 949 amino acids.
AGAAAAGCAAAAGUAGUACGAAGAGCCCACUAGUGGUGUGACUUUUGGCAUAUUUCAACCAUAAGACUUUUUAAUGAUUUAAAAAGUCUACACAAUCCCUGUUAAAAUUGCGGGUUUUGUUGGGUAAAAAAAUGAAACCAAUAUAAAUCAUGUCGGAUCUUUUUCCACCUUAAAUGUGAUAUAGCAACCAACAGAACUCAAGUGAAAACAAAUAACCUGUUUGCUCAAGUGUGCACACCCCGUAACUGAUACUUUGUUAAAGCCCUUUUUGCUUGUAAUACAGUCUUUUUUGAUUUGAUAUGCACAUCUUGAUUUGGCAAUUUUAUUUCACUCUUCCUUCCUAGAUCUAUAAAAUUGUGAGGGGAAUCUCCUAUGCACAGCCCUCUUCAUCAUUCCACAUGUUUUUGAUACAAUUUACAUCUGGUCUCUGACUGGCUCAUUCCAAAAUAUUGAACAUCAUCUUCUGAAGCCAUUCUUUUGCUGACUUUUUUUUCUUUGGGUCAUUAUCAUGCAGCAUGAGGCUGCCACCAUGGUCUGGUGUACUUUGGGUAAUAUGCUGUCUUGUUUCUGCACCAAACAUAUCUUUUAGGAUUAUGCUCAAAAUGCUCUACCUUGGCGUCAUCACUGAGGAAGGGAUUCUGUCUAGCCACUCUACCCCAUAGCCCCGACAUUUGAAGAAUACGAGAGAUUAUCACAUGCAGGGAGUGACUAGGACUUGCCGGAUAUUCCAGAAGCUCCUUUAAUGUUGCCGGAGGUGUCUUGGCAGCCUCCCUGAUAAAUUUUCUUCUUGUCCUCUUGACCUUUCAACGAUGAGAUCCUGUACAUGCUUUGACAGCUCUUUGUGGACCAACACUUUAGCAGUCGGAUGAAACCAAGAUGAUGUCAAGAAAAUCCUACAGAAACAGCUGAUCUUUAUUUGGUGGUAAUCAGAAUCAUUUCAGUGAUGACAGGUCUGUGGUAAUUACCCUUGAACAUGAGUUUGAACGUGAUUGGUUAAUUCUGAGCACAGUCACAUUCCCCUUUAUAAAAGGGUGCGCAGUGGUUGACAUGAAAAAUUAUUACGAUGUGAUGGUGGUGCUGAUACAAAUUCUAAAAUUUAGGUUUCAAGUUAACAGUAGUCCUGAUGAACAGGAAUUCACACAGGAAGCUUCUUAAAGUUCCCAAAUAGGCCGGCACUUGUUGACUGCUCCUACUUGGGAAGUUGAUUUAGUUUAAAGUAAAAUAGUUUUAAGUAAAUUAAAAAUAUAUAUAAAUGUAUACAUGGUUAUUAACUUCACUAAUUAGCUUUGUCUUAGAAACAAACUUUAACCAUAAGCUUUUAACAAAAUUUCUCUAAGAAAAUGAAAAAAUAUUUAUUUGAUCUAGUGUGUGCAAAAUUGUAACUGGUAGUGUAUAUAGUAGUAGUAUAAAGUAUAGAGUAGUAUGCAAAGUUUCCAGAAAAACAAGGUAUUUGGACAAAAGUUUUUCAUCAGCUGUGCAAGUAAAUUGCUUUGACAUCCUAAAGUAUUACUGACGUGCACUGCACUUACUUAGUGGGUUAUAAAUUGCAUUGAUUAACUAAGUAUUACAUGUAUGACAAGGUUUUUCUGCACUUUUUUUCAUGAAGGUGUCAUGAGGUGUGAAGCGUGUGGAGCCACAUUUUGACCUGUUUAACUGCUUGUGCGUCCAGGAGACAGCUUUUGAAUGAAGAGCAAUUUACAUUCCACAACACAGAAAAUGGACACCAUUUAAGAAGUGUCAAAGGCUGUUUCUUCCCCCUAAGUCAUGUUUAUCCCUGCGUAACACAGUGCUAAUAGCUCCCGCUUACACCUACUUACAAACUUUUGUGAGUAGUAAAGGGAUUUAUAGUUUUUUGUUUUUUUUUCCCCAGCAUGUUCUGGUUUGACCAUCAAAUGUCCUUUGAGAAUCCAUGCUGUUUUCCAUCAAACCCCUCCAUUACUAAAAUAAAACCCUAGAUCAUAACUAGAGGCCAGGUUCACCUGGUACAAGUUUUUUUAGUCUUCUGUAGCAACAUUUAACCUUUAUGUAUUGUUUAGUCAAUGGAAAGCAAUUUGGCUGUGAGAUAUUAGGUGCAUUUAAAUAUUAAAUAAGAUGUUAAAAGAAAAGUUCAAAGCAAGAGUAACGCUAAGAACACCAAAGUGAAUAGUGGUGCAAUUUUUUUUUUCUUUUUGCAAAAAAACAACCUGUGACCAUUGUACUAUUUUUGAAGGACAGUAAUUCUAUGAACAUACAUCCUGCUCUGUUUUCUUUCUGUAGCAAGAGGUGUGUCUAUGAAGUCUGAAGCUGUUGUGUUAAUCUGUCUUGUGCCCUCCCCUAUGCUGCCAUUUCAUCCCUGCUAGCUACACAACAUUCCUCCUGUUUGUCGGAAAGCCACACUGGAUAUCUAUGGAGGCUCUUGGAGCUACACUGUUGCCUGCACUGCUUACUCUGUAUUGGGCCUUGGUUCAAGGUGUUGCUGCCAGCGAUUGCAGUAGCUUCAGGCAUCUUGAGAAUGGCCGGACAUUUUUCCGUUAUGGUGGACUGUACGUCACUUUCAGCUGUAACCCAGGCUUCAGGAUGUAUGGCCACCGCACCAGCAGCUGUGUGUCUGGCCAGUGGGCUAGACAUCCACCAUUGUGCAUCGCUCCGGGAUGUCCUAGUCCUGGCAAGCUCCUGCAUGGCACCACAUUGAUGUCUCCUGAUGGUUCGCUGGUCCAGUUCACCUGCAACACUGGGUUCAGGCUCUUUGGCUCGCCAUUGCUCUACUGCAAAGGCAAGAGCUGGAAUGGCAGCACUCCUGUGUGUAAAGAGUUAGACAUCAUGAACCUUUUCCAGCAGAAGCAAACAUCAUUGUACAAACCUGGUAUGGAGUUAAACCAAGACAUGACCAAUCUGAAAAACCAUUUCAGUGCUAUUGCUAUCACAGCUGCCAAAGAGACCUUUCUUAAAUCCUCUCUGCUUGGGGCUCCUCAGCCCAAAUCCCAGUUGAUGGGAGAUUUGUCUGAAGAAUCACAGAAACAUCUAAACCCUCCAACAAGACUGUGGUAUGAUCAGAUCACUACACAAGCUAGAGAAGAGACUGUGGGACUCGAAGACACAAUUAUUAAACUGCAUAACAUGGGGGAACCAACUACAUUUUCAGAUCCACUCAACCAACCACUAGUGCCAGCUAGUACAUUAGUGAACUCUCCAAAAGUCUCAACCACCACUCAGCUUCCUGCUACUUUAUCAAAACCCACACAGUCAACUAUCUUGGUCACUUCAACUAUAAAUGAUCAGCAAGAACAACAAGAAGUGUCAUCCAAAUUCCUAGAUCAGAUGCUUUCUUCUACACCCAAAGGAGAAGACAAGAAAGAAGACUACCUGACUGCAACAGCACAGAUGCAUCAUGAAAUUCCAGUCACAACUUUGCAAGUCCUUGAUGUAUCAAGGGGAACUAAUUUGGACAUGAUUCCAGCAACAGUUGAUUCAAGUGCAGCCAAACCACACACAAACACUCUUCAGAAUGGUCCCUCUCGAGAUGCACCUACAGUGUCUCCAGAAAUCCUUAAGAAUAGUGAAUUAUCUAGUGACAUUAGGAUCCUAAUCAAAGCUUCUACUGAUGAUCUUUCACAGUCUUUACAGGUAACAGAGGAAGUGAGUACUGCUGUCUCUACAACCAGCUCUCUUGACCUCACAGUAUCUAAAAUUGCGCCACUUACCUCAAAAUCUUUCCCAACAUCUUUUAUGGCUAGUUCCCCACCAAUAAGUCCUUCUGGGAUUCAUGAUGGAGAAUUUUUCGUCUGGAGUACUUCAGCAGCCGGGGCUGAGGAAGAUUUUCCGCCCAGGACGGAAGUAUCAACAGCACAUGUCCCUGCCAUACACUCGACUCCAGUUGUUACUACCGGUGAUCUUCUAACAAAGCGUCUGGCAAAGGGUAGCAACGUGGUAGAUAAGGAAAGUCUUGAGCCUAGUAGACUCUCGAUUGGUCAGAUAGAUGGAGAUUUACAGGCUACUUCAAGAUCAGGCAAAAAUGAGCCUGCCAGCUCUAGUCUUUUCACUCUUGAAAACAGAACACCAAUGAUCAGUAAUCAUGAUCAGGAAAAUGCAACACCUAAGCAGAGUGUGGUGAACCAAACCAUGGACUCUACAGCAAAACACAAUAUCACUGUCACCACUUCAGCAAUUUCAGGUUUCCCAGUAUUCCACUCCAUUAAACGAAGGCCUGUGUGUCCUUACCCUCCUUUACCUGCUCAUGGUACUUUCUAUUUCCAUACAAUACCCAACCCUGCUCCAUUCCAGUAUAAGCAUUACAUACAAUACGCCUGCUAUGCUGGUUACACGCUGGCCAAUGGGGAUGUGUACAGCUACUGUCUACAGGAUGGGCAGUGGAGUGGGGUCACACCCAUGUGUAUCGGGUUAACUCCGUGCUCUCUGAACAACGGUGGAUGCUCUCAAGCGUGCCAGGUGAAUGCGCACAAUCACGCCGAGUGUCACUGCGAGCCCGGCUUCCUGCUGCUGGGGGACCAAAGGACAUGUCGUGAUCUGGACGAGUGUGUGGAGGGACCGCAUGAGUGCCAGCAGGUCUGUGAAAACACCUUUGGCUCAUACAGGUGCAGCUGCAGCCCUGGUUUCCAACUUUCAUCCGACAGGAUGUCCUGCACCGAUGUGAAUGAGUGUGUGCUGCCUGCUGGCAUGGCACGCUGUGUGUUUGGCUGCGUCAACACACCAGGUAGCUUUCAUUGUCUCUGUCCUGCGGGGUAUAGCAUGAACACCACAGAUGGACAUUGUGAAGAUAUAGAUGAAUGUAUCGAGAAUACGGGUCUUGGACCAUGUGUGUACGCAUGUGUGAAUACUCCGGGUUCUUUCCACUGUGUCUGUUCAAAUGGAUAUCGGCUAGCCGGGGACGGGACGACCUGCAUCUCAGAGUGUCCUCCAGGAUACCGCAGAAAACGUUCUGAUCCGCUAGUGGGAAAUUCAACUGCACUCACUUGUGUCGAUAUUAAUGAGUGUGAGGAGAUGGAGCAAAUGCAACAUCACCUGGCGCACAAGUGUGAAUGGAAGUGUGUUAACUUGCCAGGCACACACCGCUGCAUCUGUCCACGUGGAUAUACACGGCAUCCAAAUGGAUACCAAUGCAAGGAUAUCAAUGAAUGUGCACUGAGGAAUGGGGGCUGUUCUCACGUAUGCAUGAACUACAGAGGCGGCUACAAAUGCGCUUGUCCCGAAAAUUACCGUAUCUCUCCUUACAGCAGGAAGACGUGCCAGCCAGUUUAAAAUUCACCAAGGAUAGUCUCUUAGCAUAACGUACUGUUCCACUCUUUACCUACUCAUCCACCUUGUCAUAUAAGGCUAAGAUUUAAAGUUUGUAUUUAAAGUUUGAUUUUUUCGAUCUCUGAUUUUUGUAUAUAAAGUUAAAAAUAGAAAGUUAAAUAUUUUAUUCUACUAAAGCCAACUCCAUCGUGUCCUCUAAUUUUUUUUUUUACAAAUUGUCAGGAAAUGAAUUCCUGUAAAGUAUUUGUAUUUGCAUCUAUUUCAGGUUGUUGUGCAUUUUUAGCAGUCAGUAAUUUAUAAGUACGGGUGAGUAUUUGUAGUUGUGAGGGAUUUCAGCUGUGAGGGGUAUUUGUGGCUCUGAGCCACUAGGCUGUGGGGGUUAUUUGGUUGUGAGGGCAUUUAGAUAUGGGGGGUAUUUGUAGUUAUGGGGGAAUUCAACAAUGGCAGUAUGUAGCUUGCGGGAGGAUAUUUGUGGAUGUGGGGCAUUUAGCUGCAUAGUAUGAAGGUAUGCAUAAUAUUUGAGUGUAGAUACAAGUUUGUAUAUGAUUGUGACAGGUUUGCAGUGUGACACCCAAGCACACAGCAGACUCGGGGGAAUGUUCUGAGGGUACACACUGAAGACAUUUGGGUUUGAGAUCAAAAGAUGAAUGAGACAAUAGAUCAGAAUUUCAGCUGUUCCUGAUAUUUACAUCUAGAUGUGGUGAACAGCUUAAAACAUGGCACCUUUUGUUUGAACCCAUCCAUUUUUCAAGUGAAAAAUGCUGGAACAUGUGGGUGACAGGUGUUUCUUGUUGCCCAGGUGUGUCCUGUUAGAUUAACUGUUUAAACGAUUAAAAGCUCUGAAUGUCUACUCUUGGUUUGAGCCCUGGAUUUUGCCCGUGAAGGCUGCAUUUGUUGUUAAAAAGGAUAAACCAACAUGAAACCCCAGAGAGUUGUCUAUGGGAGAUAAGCAAGCCAGUUUGAAUCUGAGAAAAGAAGGAAAAAUCAAUCAGAGCCAUUGCGCAAGUAUUGGGCAUAGCCAAUACAAGAAGUUGGAAUGUCCUGAAAAGGAAAGAAACCACUGGGGUAUUAACAACCAGACAUCGAACAGGUCGGCCAACGAAAACAACAGCAGUUGAUGACAGAAGCAUUGUGAGAGCUGUGAAGAAAAAUGAGAAAAACAAACAAAAAGGUUUCAGUGACAUUAACAACCUCCACAGCGCAGGGAUGAAGGUAUUACGAUCCACCGUUCAAAGAAGACUUCGAGAACAGAAAUACAGAGGCCAUACCAUGACUGGCCAUGUCAAUCACCAGAAAUUAACUAAAUUAAGCAUGCAUUUCACCUUACCUUAUAGACUGAAGGGAGAAACGCCCCAAAAAAAUCAACUAUUAACUCUCUUGUUCCUAUACUUUUGCUCACAAAAAACUGGUUGGUCUGCCACCAAAGGUGCCAUGUUCUAAGUCGUUUAACGCAUCUAGAUGUAAAUAUUAGGGAAUGAAAUUCUCAGCUAUCACCUCAUAUUCAUCUUUUGAUCUCAAACCCAAAUGUCUUCAGUGUAUAGCAAAAACAAAAGAAUUGGCCUUGCUGUUCCAAUACUUUCAGAGAGAACUGUAUAUCUGAGAUAUGCCCUAGGCCUAUCGACCGCUGUAAAUAUAAAAUAAACAGACCAUAACAAGUGAUCUGCGCAAUGGCAUCCUUCUAUCAGUAGAGCAGCUGCAUGGGGACAUGGUCCAAACAGAGAGAGUAAAGGCAUCCUAUCAGGUAAUACUGGAAAGCGAGGACAACCAACUUGAUCAGAAAACAUUCUUUUGUCAGUGACUUAUGAGCAGGGAGUUUCCUGCUAAUGUACAGUCUUUACCUUCCAUCACCUAGGACAAAACAGCCCUGAACCCUCUGUCCAACACCUAGGUCUGCAAUACAAGGGGAAAGACAAAUUAGGUGAGUGAAGCAAUUGCUGCUAUCUUUAAAAAAAAAUUUGAGGAUGCCCAAGAACCAAAAUGAAUUACUGCAUGAUGUACCACCAUCUGUACUGCUGCAAACUGAUUGGUUCUCCUUUGGGAGAUUACCCGUCUCUUGCAUCGCGGAUAUUAUUUGCUUUAUUGAAGUGCCGUGAUAGUGUAACAGGUUAUUUGGUGUGUUUUCCAUGUGUCCAAGCUUGAAGGGCCCUUGCCACUUGGCAAGUAAAUUGAGCUGUAGGUCAAGAGCAAUACAAGGACCUUAUCUCCUUGUAAAAAUUGUCUCAAUAGUUGUUGAGCAGUUGUUUGCCGUCCCUGAACCUGCAGAAAAAUACCUAGUGUUGGGCUCUCAGGUGUAGGAUGUACUGAAUUUUGUUUUUACUGGGGGUUUGACUGUUUCCAGGUGUUCCUUACUCAUGUCCAACACACCCUGUGGCUUCUGCCUGGGAUACUUCCUGAUCUACAAUGAUACUGACUCCAACUAUUUAUUGCCAUCCGUUACACAUUAUCAAACAAACCAUGUUUUAAACAUUUUGUUAAAAUGUUCUACCAGCUUGACAUUACGUUGUCUGUUGGGAUCCAAGCUUAAGAGGCUAUAAGGACCAGUGCUUCAACUGGCUCUUUGCAGAGACUGUCCACAUAGAUCCCACUUAUGGAUACUGCAUCGCAUAAUCCACUAGCCACAAUAGGAUAUGGUACCCUGGUGCUGAACAGGCUAGUGGCUCCACAACAGCCAAGCCAAUUCUUUCAAAUUGGAUAUUGAUAAGAGGGAGCAGCCACAACAUCUCCUUUGGGAUGGCUAAUGGAUUUUCCAGUGUAACAGUCACGGAAUGAUGCACAUCACUGACAAAUAUCAACAGUUAACGGGUUGUAGUGUUUUAUUUGCCCCAGUUGAUGGUAACAGUUUCUCCAGUUUUAGUGUCUCCAAGUCAUUCUGUAUAAUGUAGCUUAAAAAAAAGCUUAAAAAGUGUGACACACUCGACAGGACAUACUGACUCUAGCUUUUUGACUUGUU